AUGGCGGCGCAGGUCAUCUCCAACUCUGGCCACGAUGAUAUGAUUCACGAUGCCGUCCUCGACUACUAUGGCCGGAAGCUGGCGACAUGCUCCAGCGACCGGACGAUCAAGAUCUUUGAGAUUGAGGGCGAGACACAACGCUUGGUCGAGACUCUGAAGGGUCACGAAGGCGCUGUAUGGUGCGUCGCCUGGGCGCAUCCCAAGUACGGCAACAUCCUCGCGUCGGCCGGCUACGACGGAAAAGUCUUCAUCUGGAAGGAACAGGGCGCCCAGAACAGCCAGUGGCAGCGAAUCUACGACUUCCCCCUGCACAAGGCCUCGGUCAACAUCGUCUCGUGGUCUCCCCACGAGGCGGGCUGCCUCCUCGCUUGCGCAUCCUCCGACGGCAACGUCAGCGUCCUCGAGUUCAAGGACAACAGCGUCGACCACGUCACAUUCCCCGCCCACGGCCUCGGCGUCAACUCCGUCUCCUGGGCGCCGGCCACCACGCCCGGCAGCAUCGUCAGCAGCACCCCGGGCCCCGGCGCCACUGGCAACCGGCGCUUCGUCACGGGAGGUUCCGACAACCUCAUCAAGAUCUGGGCCUUUGACCCUGCUUCGCAAUCAUACAAGCAAGAGGGCGAGGCUCUGACGGGUCACAGUGAUUGGGUCCGCGAUGUGGCCUGGUCUCCCACCGUGCUGCAAAAGUCGUACAUUGCAUCAGCCUCCCAGGACAAGACGGUCCGUAUCUGGACGUCGGACCAGUCCAGCGGCGGCCAGUGGGCAAGCAAGGUGCUCAACUUUGAGGCCCCGGUUUGGCGCGUCAGCUGGUCCCUGAGCGGCAACGUUCUUGCUGUUAGCUGUGCAGACAACAAGGUCUCCCUGUGGCAGGAGAAUCUGCGCGGCGAGUGGGAGUGCGUCAAGUCGAUCGAGGAGUAA
This is a messenger RNA of Trichoderma citrinoviride, 918 nucleotides long. Its product is annotated as WD40 repeat-like protein. Gene Ontology annotation, biological process: COPII-coated vesicle budding; protein import into nucleus; positive regulation of TOR signaling. The transcript has 4 exons. NCBI's taxonomy places the organism in Eukaryota, Fungi, Ascomycota, Sordariomycetes, Hypocreales, Hypocreaceae. The record is from RefSeq and is a predicted model, not a curated record. Gene Ontology annotation, cellular component: COPII vesicle coat; nuclear pore outer ring. The coding region runs from base 1 to 918 and encodes 305 amino acids. Gene Ontology annotation, molecular function: structural molecule activity; protein binding.